UCCACGUCUCUCUACUUCCAACAAACUCAUUCCUUCUUCUUCUUUCUAUUUAACCCUUUUCAAUAUUUCACUUCUCCAAAAUCCUCCAUUUUCACUAUUUCAUUUCUCAUUUAACUCAAAACACCAUGUCUUUUCUCCUCUGCUAUUCACCCUUCAAACCUCUCCCACUUGCUUUCUUCUUCCUCAUCCUCCUCUCCUUCCAUUUCCUCCCAGCAAUCAGCACUGAUUUCCUUGUCGGCGACAGCGAUGGCUGGUCAGUCCCUAAACCAAAAGAAGCUGACAAAUACAACAAAUGGGCUUCCCACAACAGAUUCAAUGUCGAUGACACUGUCCAUUUCAAGUACGAGAAAGAUUCAGUGAUGAUGGUGACGGAGGAAGAGUACAAACAAUGCGUUUCACCAAAGCCUCUGUUUUAUGAAAACAAUGGAGAUAGUGUGGUAAAGCUUGACAGAGCAGGAUUGUUCUAUUUCAUUAGUGGAGUUUCAGGGCAUUGUCAGAAAGGUCAAAGAAUGAUAAUCAAAGUGUUGGAACCUAUGAGUCCUCCACAGCCAUCCACCGUUCCACCUGAAGAAAAAAAUGGUGCUGCACAUUCCAAAUUAGUCUCUGUUUCAUCUUCAUUCUUGGGGAUGUUCUUCAUGUUGUUCAUUGCUCUGUUUUUGUCCAUUUGAAGUAGGGGUGUCUUAGGGAAUUGGUUUGGUUUGUUCAUUUAUUAGGAUUUCUGUUUUUGUUGUUAAUUUUUAUUUCUAGUAUUAUGAAUGAAUGGUUGGUUUUGUUUGGAGAUGUUGGAUGAGGUUGAAUAAUAACAAAAUUACAAAAAGAAAAGUGGAAUA
Messenger RNA from Cucumis melo (muskmelon), 830 nucleotides. Its product is annotated as mavicyanin-like. The record is from RefSeq and is a predicted model, not a curated record. Gene Ontology annotation, cellular component: plasma membrane. NCBI's taxonomy places the organism in Eukaryota, Viridiplantae, Streptophyta, Magnoliopsida, Cucurbitales, Cucurbitaceae. The coding region runs from base 126 to 668 and encodes 180 amino acids. Gene Ontology annotation, molecular function: electron transfer activity. The transcript is spliced from 2 exons.